This is a messenger RNA of Paralichthys olivaceus (Japanese flounder), 772 nucleotides long. Lineage: Eukaryota; Metazoa; Chordata; Actinopteri; Pleuronectiformes; Paralichthyidae. The record is from RefSeq and is a predicted model, not a curated record.
AGCCGGUCUGUCGGAAACCUACAAGAAGGCGGCGAAGAAGAAAAGGCGGAAGAGAAAAAGCAAGAAGAUGGCAGCCUCUGGCACAAAGUCGGUUUUAUUCGUUUGCCUUGGCAAUAUUUGCAGAUCGCCUAUCGCUGAAGCAGUCUUCAGAAAGAUGGCAACAGAUGCUGGUGUUGUGGAUAAGGUAAUUCUGAAUAUUGGUGGGACUCCCUUAUGGAGCACUGGUUUAUCCUCAGUAGAACUUGGAGGUUUCGCCCUAUGCUUGAGAUCUCAUCUAAUCUCCUCAAAGAAGGGGAGCUUCCAGGUGACCAAGGAAGAUUUCAUGAGCUUUGAGUACAUUCUCUGCAUGGACGAGAGCAACCUGAGUGAAUUGAAAAGGAAAGCAAAGUCUGUGAAAAACUACAGUGCAAAGAUUGAGCUUCUUGGUUCAUAUGAUCCUCAGAAUCAGCUGAUCAUCAAUGACCCAUAUUAUGGAAGUGACGAAGACUUUGAGAAGGUGUAUGAACAGUGUGUACGCUGCUGCAAAGCAUUUCUGGAGGCGAACUCCUAACGUCUGACCCGGAUCAUCUUUAAUCUAAGGAAUCCUCAACCAAAUAAUGUUAAGGUUCUGUCACUCAAGCACUUAGGAUGAUGCUUAAAGGACUUUUCAGGAAGUUUCAGUGUCGUAUGUGUUACACAAACCACACAUUGUGUAUGUAACAAUAAGGGUUGACGGGUUUGUAGACUUGUCUAUAACAUAAAUAAAAUAAGUUUAUCUUUAUCUGUUGGAAAA